Staurois parvus is the source of this 531-nucleotide messenger RNA. The record is from the annotation of a GenBank genome assembly. NCBI's taxonomy places the organism in Eukaryota, Metazoa, Chordata, Amphibia, Anura, Ranidae.
CUCCCUGGACCCUGCAUUCACUAUAUCUGGUCUCCCAGGACCCUGCAUUCACUAUAUCUGGUCUCCCGGACCCUGCAUUCACUAUAUCUGGUCUCCCCGGACCCUGCAUUCACUAUACCUGGUCUCCCCGGACCCUGCAUUCACUAUAUCUGGUCUCCCCGGACCCUGCAUUCACUAUAUCUGGUCUCCCCGGACCCCGCAUUCACUAUAUCUUGUCUCCCCGGACCCUGCAUUCACUAUAUCCGGUCUCCCCGGACCCUGCAUUCACUAUAUCUGGUCUCCCCGGACCCUGCAUUCACUAUAUCCGGUCUCCCCGGACCCUGCAUUCACUAUAUCUGGUCUCCCAGGACCCUGCAUUCACAAUAUCUGGUCUCCCAGGACCCUGCAUUCACUAUAUCUGGUCUCCCCGGACCCUGCAUUCACUAUAUCUGGUCUCCCCGGACCCUGCAUUCACUAUAUCCGGUCUCCCCGGACCCUGCAUUCACUAUAUCUGGUCUCCCCAGACCCUGCAUUCACUAUAUCUGGUCUCCC